Phascolarctos cinereus (koala) is the source of this 1056-nucleotide messenger RNA. RefSeq names its product GIPC PDZ domain containing family member 3 (gene GIPC3). Lineage: Eukaryota; Metazoa; Chordata; Mammalia; Diprotodontia; Phascolarctidae. The record is from RefSeq and is a predicted model, not a curated record. Gene Ontology annotation, molecular function: protein binding.
GAGGCGGGGGCGGCUAGGGGAAGGGGGGGAAGGAAGCAGCCCGGAUCCGGCCGGCGCCGUCGGACGCUUGGGGCCCCCUGUGUGGCUGGGCAAGCCCAUGGAGAGUGGAGGGGCCCGGGAGGCACAGGGGGCCCAGCCCUCUGCCCCCCCGGCCCCCCCUCCCUCACCUGCUGAGCAGGCAGCGCCGGGCCCCAGCGCCCCUCGCAUCCGGCCCCGACUGGUGUUCCACACCCAGCUGGCUCAUGGCAGUCCCACGGGCAAGAUUGAAGGCUUCACCAAUGUCCGGGAGCUGUAUGCCAAGAUUGCCGAAGCCUUCGGCAUCUCCCCCACUGAGAUUCUGUUUUGCACUCUCAACAGCCACAAGGUGGACAUGCAGAAGCUGCUGGGGGGCCAGAUUGGUCUGGAGGACUUUAUCUUUGCCCAUGUACGUGGUGAGACUAAGGAGGUGGAGGUCACGAAGACAGAGGAUGCGUUGGGGCUCACCAUCACAGACAACGGGGCGGGCUAUGCCUUCAUCAAGAGGAUCAAGGAAGGAAGCAUCAUUAACCGGAUUGAGGCGGUGUGCGUGGGCGACAGCAUAGAGGCCAUCAAUGACCAGACCAUUGUGGGCUGCCGACACUAUGAGGUGGCCAAGAUGCUUCGGGAGCUGCCCAAGGCCCAGCCCUUCACCUUGAGGCUAGUGCAGCCCAAAAGGGCCUUUGAUAUGAUUGGUCAGAGGACCCGGAGCAGCAAGUGCCCUGGGGAGGGGAAGGUGACCAGUGGGAGGGAGACUCUUCGCCUCCGGUCCAAGGGUUCUGCCACAGUGGAGGAGGUGCCCAGUGAGUUUGAGGAGGAGGCUGCCCGAAGGGUGGAUGACCUGUUGGAGAGUUACAUGGGCAUCCGGGACCCAGACCUGGCCUCAACUCUGGUGGAGACGUCCAAAGAAACUCAGAGCGCUCAGGAGUUUGCGCGCGGCUUGGACUCCGUCUUGGGCGAGUUUGCCUUCCCCGACGAAUUUGUGGUGGAAGUGUGGGCAGCGAUAGGAGAGGCCAAGGAAGCCUGCGGCUAGGCAGGUCU